This is a messenger RNA of Brachypodium distachyon (stiff brome), 2516 nucleotides long. RefSeq names its product probable acyl-activating enzyme 1, peroxisomal. NCBI's taxonomy places the organism in Eukaryota, Viridiplantae, Streptophyta, Magnoliopsida, Poales, Poaceae. The record is from RefSeq and is a predicted model, not a curated record. The transcript has 2 exons. Bases 327 to 2303 code for a protein of 658 amino acids.
AUCAAGCGAUAACCUCACAUCACACGCAUGCUAUCGACGCUUGUCUUUUCCUUGCUGAUCCAAAGAGGAGGGGAAAAAAGAGUAUGAACGUCCCGUCAGAGCUCAGUCAUCCACUGCGAGUCCUCCAGCGUUAGCCGGCACGUCAAAAAUCACAUGACAGAAGCUUGGUUCCUUUCCUUGCUUGCGUGCCCUUGGGGUUCGGAUUUCGAUAGAACCAACCCCUGUGAUCGACUCCGUGUUCGAUCAAUCCACCGGUGUACGUAUACCACCAGACCAGGAAUAUCUCUCAAGCCGAGCUUCACGCACUCACUGUCACAGGAGGCACCAUGAGAGCCGCCGCGGCCCGUCUGCUCCGUAAACUAAUCCCCCGCAGCGUCAGCAGAAUCACCAGCAGCAGCAUCGGAUCAACGCCGGAUUAUUAUUCUAAUCCCCACUUGGAUUAUUCAAUUCCCGGUCCCAAUCUCGCCAGAGCGCGCCCGUUUACUUCGCUGCCACCAUGCCUCCCUCGCGCUUCCUCAUCGUCAUCGCCUACUUCUUAUUCUUCUCCCCUCCUUGGCUUCGUGUCUCUCUACUCCAGCCUUGUUGGAAGGGAAGCAGAGGCGGAGGCGGAGUUGGAGGUUCUGGACAUGGACGCCGGCACGGUGCGCUGCGCGGCCAACUACGUGCCGCUGACGCCGAUCAGCUUCAUCGAGCGCGCCGCGGCCGUCUACGGCGACCGCGCCGCCGUGGUCUACGGGGAGGAGGCGCGGCGAAGGCAGUGGACGUGGAAGGAGGUCCGCGGCCGGUGCGUCCGCGUGGCCUCCUCGCUCGCCACACGCUUCGGCGUCAACCGCGGCGAUGUGGUUGCUGUUCUCUGCCCGAACGUGCCGGCAAUGUAUGAGCUACACUUUGCCGUUCCCAUGGCUGGCGCUGUCCUCUGCACAUUCAACACGAGGCACGAUGCAGCCAUGGUGUCCGCCUUGCUGAAGCACUCUGGCGCCAAGGUGUUCUUCGUCGAUUCGAGCCUCCUCGGCGUCGGGAAAGCGGCGCUGAGGCGCCUUGCCGAUCAAUCAGGCGCUGCCAGCCUUCCAAUCCUUGUAACCAUCUCAGAUGAUGCCGACUCCGGUGACUCUGACCGUCGGGGAAAUGAGUACGAGGUUCUCAUCAAGAACGCCCCUUCUGGGUUCGAUAUCCGGUGGCCCCUGAACGAGCUUGACCCGAUCGCGCUCAACUACACGUCUGGCACGACGUCGCGGCCCAAGGGUGUGAUCUACAACCACCGGGCCACCUACCUCAACACCAUCGCAACGGUACUCGCCUACAACAUCACCACCAUGCCGACGUACCUGUGGACCGUGCCGAUGUUCCACUGCAAUGGCUGGCACCUGCCGUGGGGCGUCGCCAUGCAGGGCGGCACCAACAUCUGCCUGCACCACUUCACGGCCAAGGUCAUCUUCGACAACAUCGCACGGCACAGGGUGACGCAUAUGGGCGGCGCACCGACAGUGCUCAACAUGAUCAUCAACGCGGUGAUAGCGGACCGAAAGCCGCUGCCGGGGACGGUGAGCGUCAUGACAGGCGGGGCACCGCCUCCACCCCACGUCCUGAACGGGAUGGAGGAUCUCGGCUUCAUAGUGCACCAUGUCUAUGGCCUCACAGAGACGCACGGUCCAACCACCGCCUGCACGUGGAUGCCGGAGUGGGACGUGUUGCCGGCUGGGGAGCGUGCUCAGUUGAAGGCACGACAAGGGGUAAAUCACAUCGGUAUGCAAGACGUCGACGUCAAAAGCCCGGACACCAUGAAGAGCGUACCCCACGACGGCCAAACGGUGGGCGAGGUGAUGUUUCGUGGCAAUACCAUCAUGAGCGGCUACUACAAGGACAUCAACGCGACCAAGGAAUCCAUGGCCGGCGGGUGGUUGCACACCGGUGACCUUGCCGUGCGGCACCCGGACGGGUACAUCGAGCUCAAAGACAGGGCCAAGGACAUCAUCAUAUCGGGGGGUGAGAACAUCAGCUCGAUUGAGGUGGAGUCGAUGAUCUUCAGCCACCCGGCGGUACUCGAGGCGGCAGUCGUGGCGAGGCCGGACGACCAUUGGGGGGAGACGCCAUGCGCCUUCGUCAAGCUGAAGGACGGUGCCAAUGCCACGGAAGCAGAAAUCAUAGGCUUCUGCAGGGAGAGGUUGCCGCACUACAUGGCGCCCAAGACGGUGGUGUUCGAAGAUUUGCCCAAGACAUCGACAGGUAAGACCCAAAAGUUUGUCCUCCGGGAGAAGGCCCGGGCAAUGGGCAGCCUGACAAAGACGGGAAACAGCAAACUGUAAACUUUGUUUUCCUUGUUGGAAGGAACAUUGUUGUAUGAUUGCACAACGCUUUCGCAGAGAUUGCGAUGUUGUCGUGUGAUGUAUGUCACUUUGCCUGGCGUCCUAACAGGCAAAACACUUGCAAUUGCCUGCAGCGUUCGUCAGCGCAAUGACGCUGCAUUUCUUGCAAGUAGCUUCGAAACAACGGCGCUAAUCGAUGGGCUGUUUUUGCAA